CAGGUAAGGUUUUUCAUGAAGGCACAUUCCUUCGUGCGUGAAAACGCGCCCAAAGUUCUCCGCCACAAAUCCACAGAAUCCAGUGGAGCAUUAUGCCCUGAUUUCACCAAGUAUCUCUACUUUCUCUUCGCCCCGACUUUACUCUAUAGAGAUGAGUACCCCAGGUCCCCAGGUCCCAUAAGAUGGGAUUACGUUGUGAGCAACUUCGGCCAAGUUUUCGCCUGCCUCUUCUACAUCCACUACAUCUUCGAAAGAUUCUGCAUUCCAGUUUUCAAGAAUUUUGAUCACCACUUUGUGACACCUCGUCAUUUUGUCGUCUCCGUGUUUAGUUGCAUGCUGCCUGCCACUCUGCUUCUAUUCAUCGGAUUCUUUGCUAUCUUGCACUCUUGGCUCAACGCUUUUGCUGAAAUGCUGCGGUUCGCCGAUCGCCUUUUCUAUAAGGAUUGGUGGAACUCACCCUCCUUCUCCAACUGGUACCGGACGUGGAAUGUGGUUGUGCACGACUGGCUCUACACCUACAUCUACCAGGACUUCUCUCUCAUCGUCAGGAAAUGCAGCCGAACUUUCCACAUGGCCAUCGUGUUUCUGCUCUCCGCCAUAGUACACGAGUACAUCUUCAGUGUGGCCUUUGGGUUCUUUUACCCCGUGCUGUUCUUCAUGUUUGCUGGCUUGGGGUUUGGUUUUACCUUCCUUCCGCUCAAAUCUCAAAUGUGUGGCAAUGUCUUCCUCUGGGUGGCUCUGUUUUUUGGCAACGGAAUUAUUAUGUGCCUCUACAGUAUGGAGUGGUAUGCUAGGAGGAGGUGUCCCGUCUAUACGGAUUCAUAUGCCGACUACUUCAUUCCUCGCUCAUGGACCUGCGACUUCAGUGCAAUUCGACCGUACGCGGGCGACCUGCACGCUGGCUCCACGGAUGAAGCUGGCCAGGCCUACGUGCCGAAUAAGGAGUUAUAAUAGCAAUCGACGAUACUCAUUUCUCUGUUUUGUCUUGUCUUUUUCCAUAAUUUCAUAUUUAAUAUCUUUUAAAUUCGAUAAAGGUGGUUAUUCAGUGAAGCUGUAUUCAAAAUUUCUAAUAUGGUAUUGAUAUGUGUAUGCGUGUUGGACUACGUCUAGCUUGAGCAUGUUGUUGUAAUUAUUUUUGCCAUCUUAUUAAUGUUUUUUUAAUGUUUAAAUGAUAAUUCAGAUUCAAUUAAGAAGUUUUCCUCUAAGCCAUAAAUUUUCUCGAAAUGUUUGAACCAUGUAUAUUGUCUAAAGAUAUUUCCUUAUACUGAUAUUUUAUCUUUAAAUAUUAUUUUCAAUGUACAACUUUUGGACACUUAAUGACAAAUAUUAAAAAAUUAUUUCUUUAUUUGUUUGUUUAUUCGUUUGUUUUUUUUUUAUUUAUAUAUUUAUUCAUAAAAUAUAUAAAUGUCCGAUACGUCAUUUCAUCAUCUAACGUCCAACAUAUCUCUAGGCAAGUGAAAUUCAUCUAAUUUUUUUUUAAUUAUUAAAUCGUGUGAAGUUGUUCAGUGAAAAAAAUGUCAGUUCGUGAAUGAUGUAGCUAUUAAAACUUUAUUUUUUUUUUUGUAGUUUUGUUUGUUUGAAUCAUGUCGAGAUUUUCUCAGUAUGUGCGUGUGUGUGUUUGUGUGUGUGUGUGUUUCAUUAAUUAGAUUUUAAUUUGUUAAAUCAUGAUUUCAUUUUCCAGUAGAGUUUUACCUGCCGUUCGUUCAAAUUAUUUUUCUGAUUUUUUUAAACAUAAACGUUCAUAUGUCAUUAGAGUAUAGAAAUUGAAAUAUCAUUUUAAGAUACGUUAAGAAAAUGUUGACAUUAUUAACAUCAAUAAUCAUUCUCUGUGUUGUUUUUUCUCCAUUUCUUCGCCUCGUUGAAUAAACACACUUGCCGGCUGAACCAUUUUUGUUCAUGGAUGUAUUAUACAUUUGGAUAUUGUUUAUGAGAAUUUUCCGUGUUUAUUCAUGAAAUACUGUCCGAAAUUGAAGAGCUUUCUGAAAUUUAACUCCUAACAAACACAUUGAUGGAUUUAUCCAUAUUAUCCAUUAAAUUUAUCCAUUACAUCAUUCCUCGUUCUGGAACCUGAGACUUCAGUACAAUGCGACCAUACCCUGACGACCAUCAUGCAAGUUGGUAAGGCCUACACGUGCUAAAUUCAGAAUAAAUUCAACGAUACUCAUUAUCCUUUUGUUUUGCAGUUUUCAAUGAUAUUUUUUCAUAUAACUAGCCGACCUGGUGUUCUUUGCAAAGCCUAAGAUUGAAAAAAAAACAAUAAAUUAAUCUACAUGACAUUUUAUCCUCAACUGUAACCUGCUUAGUAUCAAAUUACUACUAAUCGCUAUCCAAACAGAGAUAUUCAGCUGUCUUAACGUAUAUGGAUAUUUUAAAAAUGAUUUUUUUUUCUAGGGAUUCAGUAGAGCUUUAGGCACUCAAAAUGUUUAAUGUGUUUCAUUGUGGGUCAGAUAACUUCUAUACCUGCCGCAUGUUUAAUGCGUGAUCAGUUGCUGUGAAUAUUUUGACGUAUUAUUAACGUUGACAGCGUUAAAAUAAUGUUUCAGUCUCAUUGAAAACAUUAGUAGUGGCCGUCAGUUUACUUGGCAUGUUUGAAUUAAAUAAGAUUUUUCAUGUAUCCCUUAUAUUUUUUCGUUCUAUAUUUUUUUUUUGUAGAAAAGUUUAUUUAAAAAAUAUAUUGUAAAACUUCAUCGUCUAACAUCUAAGUUGAUAAAAGUAAAAUAACACUAACCGGCCAUUCAUUUAUUACGUGUGUAACAUCUACAAAGUAGAAUUUUACUAUAGCUCAAUUCCUGUACAGAAAUUUUAUAACCUACAAUCUACUUACAUAUAUAUAUAGCCUUACGCUAUAUAUAAUAUAAUAUUGAUAUUGCUUAUAAUGUUUUUUUUUCAAUUUAUUCGUUAUGAAAUGUGGUAUAUUUGAUGUUUGAGGACAAACUUGAUCGCUGUUCUAUGUCCUUUAGAAUAAACUUCGAAAAUUA
Molecule: messenger RNA, 2978 nt
Organism: Helobdella robusta
Lineage: Eukaryota; Metazoa; Annelida; Clitellata; Rhynchobdellida; Glossiphoniidae
Exons: 9
Coding region: 16-951 (311 amino acids)
Biological process (GO): cholesterol metabolic process
Cellular component (GO): endoplasmic reticulum membrane
Source: RefSeq, a predicted model, not a curated record